Messenger RNA from Hyphopichia burtonii NRRL Y-1933, 1788 nucleotides. It is a transcript of the gene JEM1, whose product is annotated as Jem1p. The annotation marks the transcript as partial. Gene Ontology annotation, biological process: protein folding in endoplasmic reticulum. NCBI's taxonomy places the organism in Eukaryota, Fungi, Ascomycota, Pichiomycetes, Serinales, Debaryomycetaceae. Gene Ontology annotation, cellular component: endoplasmic reticulum. The record is from RefSeq and is a predicted model, not a curated record. Gene Ontology annotation, molecular function: protein-folding chaperone binding; misfolded protein binding. The transcript has a single exon.
UUGGUGCUUUUAAGUAAUAUACAGCCAGUUGUAGGGUCUAGUUCUGAAAUAAUCAAUAGAAUUCAAUCAGUUCAUACUAAAUUUCAACAAGAAGGUCCAACAAUUGAUGUUUUGAAUACUAUAGACUUAUUAGUUAAAGACUUGGAUGAAGAUGAUCACAAUACUUAUAAGGACCAACUAGCUCAAGUAUACUUCAAGAAGAGUUUGAUUGAAAUCAGCUUAAAUAAAAUCAAGUCUGCAAUAGAUGAUCUAAUCAAAGUUCUUGAAAUAGAUCCGUUAAUGAAGCCUGCUCAAAACAAAUUGAUCGAUUUGUUAGUUGAACAGGCUGAAUUUGAAACAAUUCAAAAAUACUUGGAUUCAAAGGAUGAAAAACAUCAAAAAAUAGAUCAAGAUAUAAAAGAAUGGGGGAAAUCAUUGGCAAAAGUUGAAUCUUUAGUCACUUCCAAAAAAUUGAAAGACAAAGAAGUCGAAGAAUGUUUGAAUACUUUGGAUGAUGUUUUAAUUCCCUUUACUCCUUCAAAUCCAUUACUUUACCAAUAUCGUCUUGUAUGCUUGAAAAAAUCAAGUCUGAAUCUGGAUAACUUUAAACCAAUAAUUAAGACUUUAGAUAAGUUAAUCAAGUUACAGCCAAUGAAAGAUUUAGAUAACUAUAGUGAUAUUUCCCAAUUAUUACUAUUUACUCAAACCAACUUUGGUCAAAGUUGGCAUUUUGUUAAAAACUGUUUAAGAAUUAAUAACGACUUCAAAAAAUGUGGCUCCUUAUCCAAGAUGUUUGUCAAAUUUCAAAACUUUCUUAAGCUUUUAGAAGAUUAUUCAAUUUGGCAAGGUCAUGUCUACUUGAUAAGCGAAGAAUCAUCAAAUAAAAUAGAGGAUAUUGAAAUUGACUGGGAGUUUGCUAAUAAGUUCUUAUUUGAAAAUUCAUUACAAGUAUCUAAAUUGGAAAUGAAAAAUCUACCCCGUAAAGUUAAAUCUAAUUACGAUUAUCUUAUGCAUAAAGCAGAUGAGUUUUCUAAAGAGUUUUCGACUGAUGCUACUAAAUUAAGUUUCACUCAAGAUUUAAAUAAGUUUGCGUGUGAAUCCUUCAUUCAGUUGAAAGAUUAUAAAAACGCAAAUCAAUUUUGCAAAUCAAGCGUUAAUGAUGAUAUAAAUGAAAACCCAUUCUUCCCUAAACAUGUACCAAAAAUUGAUAAAUUACUAAAAGAAAAAAAUUAUCAAGAGGCUGCAAAUUUGUUGAAUAAGUUUAACAAAAAUGUGAAAGGAACUCAAUUAUUCCUUGAUCGUCUGAAAAUCAUAGAAGCUUAUGAUAAGAAACGUCAGCAACAACAGCAUUUCCGUCAGCAGCAGCAACAACAACAACGUCAACGUCAAUAUCAACAGCAGCAACAACAACAACAACAAAGACAAAAGCCUGCUAACGAUUACUACAAAAUUCUUGAUAUUGCAAGAGAUGCCGAUGAAAAAACAAUUAAGAAAGCUCAUCGUACUCAAACGUUGAAAUACCAUCCAGAUAAAUACAAAGGAAAUGACUUAACUCCUGAACAAAUCGAACAUAAAAUGCAAGAAAUUAACAAAGCUUACGAAGUAUUAUCCAAUAAAGAAUUGAGAGAACGUUAUGACCAAGGUGACGAUCCAAAUGAUCCAAUGGGUGGACAGAGGCAACAGCAGCAUCACAAUCCAUUCGGAGGUGGUGGAGGAGGCUUCCAAUUCAACAGUGAUUUCAUGAGACAAUUCAUGAAACAAGGCAACGGAGGAAGCUUCCAUUUUGGUGGUUUUGGAGGCCAACGUCAA